AUGAAUAUCUCUUCGUAUCUACUGUUUUUACUACUAGCGUUCACAUUCAACUUCUCUGCUGGCCUCAUCCAAAGCAGUCAUGGUUUCUCCAUAAAUGAAGCCACUAUCAAAGAUAUCCAACAAGCUUUCGAGGAUAAAACCUUAACAUCUCGUAAACUAGUUGAGUUUUACAUCCAACAGAUUGAAGCCCUCAAUCCACUUCUCAAAGCUGUAAUCGAGGUUAACCCCGAUGUAUUGGAUCAAGCUGACCAAGCUGAUAAAGAAAGGAGUAAAGGAGGGUCUUUCAGUGGGAUGCAUGGGAUCCCAAUCCUAAUCAAAGAUAACAUUGCAACUAAAGACAAACUUAACACUUCAUGUGGAUCUUAUGCUCUCGUAGGGUCUGUCGUGCCGCGUGAUGCAGGGGUCGUGGCUAAGUUGAGAAAAUCCGGUGCUUUAAUCAUGGGGAAGGCCAGUAUGACCGAGUGGGGAGCUAUCCGUGCUCCAAAACUUCCCAACGGAUGGUGUGCAGUUAGCGGGCAGGGCAGGAAUCCUUACUAUCUGAGUGGGAAUCCUUGUGGUUCAAGUAGUGGUUCAGCUAUAGCUGUGACUGGGAAUCUGAUAAUAGUUUCUUUGGGAACGGAAACAGAUGGUUCUAUCCUCUGCCCCUGCAGUCAUAACUCAGUUUGUGGAAUCAAACCUACUCUUGGACUCUGUAGUCGUUCCGGUAUGAUCCCGAUUGCGCCAUCACUUGACACAGUGGGACCUAUUGGUAAAACUGUAACAGAUGCUGUAUACGUACUAGAUGAAAUUGUGGGGUACGAUGAGUUUGAUAGUGAAGCCACAAACAGAUCGAAAGACUUCAUACCUAAAGAUGGUUACAAGCAAUUUUUAAAAAAGGACGGUCUUGCUGGUAAAAGAAUUGGGGUUGUCAGGACUCCCUUCUACAAUUUCCCCACCGGUUCGCCGCUUCACAAACUCUUCGCAGACCACAUCGAGACAAUGAAGAAAGCUGGUGCGGUUAUAGUGGACAAGCUGAACAUUCCGAAUAUCAAGACUGUUCUCAAUCCAGCUCUAACUGGUGAAUCCCAAGUAGAGAGGUUUGAGUUCAAGGCUGCUCUCAAUGCUUACCUAGAAGGACUAAUUUCUUCUCCAGUGAGGUCAUUGGCUGAAGUGAUUGCCUUUAAUACUAAACACCCUUCUUUGGAAAAAACACCUACAUAUGGUCAAGACAUGUUGAUAGCGGCUGAAAGGACUGGUGGGAAAAUUGGGGCAGCAGAGAUAAAAGUGUUGGAGAAGAUGAAGAAAAUUGAUAAAGAUGGGUUUGUGACAUUGAUGGAAAAGAAUAAUUUGGAUGCAGUCGUGACUCCAGCGAGUCAGUUCUCAACAGUACUUGCUAUUGGUGGACACCCAGGAAUUAGCGUUCCCGCAGGAUAUCAUCCAAAUGGAAUGCCUAUUGGAAUAACCUUUGGUGGACUAAGGGGUUCAGAGCCAAAGCUCAUUGAGAUUUCUUAUGCUUUCGAACAGUUGACACUUGCUAGGAAACCUCCUUUCUAUCAAAUGUUGACGAAGUCCCAAUAUACAAGUACCAACGAGGAGGGCAUUGCUAGCAGCAGCAGUGACUCCCUAAUCGAAAUGAUUACAUCACCUAAUUGA
Molecule: messenger RNA, 1632 nt
Organism: Papaver somniferum (opium poppy)
Lineage: Eukaryota; Viridiplantae; Streptophyta; Magnoliopsida; Ranunculales; Papaveraceae
Product: probable amidase At4g34880
Exons: 5
Coding region: 1-1632 (543 amino acids)
Source: RefSeq, a predicted model, not a curated record